ACCCACAGGACACCCACAGGACACCCACAGGAUCCCCACCAGGACACCCUGCUGAGCCUCAGAACCCACAGUGUCCCCACAGCCAUGAAGGUGACCCUGUGCCUCGGGCUCGUCCUCGCCCUCGCAGUGGCCCCCAGCCUGUGCCGGCCCCCAGCUGCCAUGGGGGACCCCCAGGAGCCCCCCCAAAGCCUGACCCGCCGGGACUGGCCCCAGUACCUGUCCCAGGAGCAGCAGCACCUCCUGUCCCAGUUCCUGCCCCACGUCCUCACAGAGCUGAACAAGCACAAGGCCUUUGUGCAUGAGGACGAGGGGAUGGAGGCUCUGCACGACCACUUCUACCCCGACUGGAUGGACUUUGGCCGCCGCAGCGCCGAGGAUGAGGCUGGAGCUGUGUAGCUGCUGGGCUGGGCUGGCUGGGCAGGGCACUGCCACACUCACUGAAUGCCCUUUCCCUCAAUAAAACUCUGGCACCACG
Messenger RNA from Haemorhous mexicanus (house finch), 475 nucleotides. RefSeq names its product gastrin/cholecystokinin-like peptide. The transcript has 3 exons. The coding region runs from base 85 to 396 and encodes 103 amino acids. Gene Ontology annotation, molecular function: hormone activity. Gene Ontology annotation, cellular component: extracellular region. The record is from RefSeq and is a predicted model, not a curated record. Lineage: Eukaryota; Metazoa; Chordata; Aves; Passeriformes; Fringillidae.